AUGAACGAUUGGAAAGAAGCUGCUGAGAUGAACAAGCCGAUGGGCAGACGCUCCAAAGGUUACCAACUCAUUCCAUGUCUGCUCUGGUCAUCCCUCUGCAAUUUGUAUUUGAGCCUUUUGAAACGCUUCUUUGGUUGGUACUGUGAAAGGAUUGCCAGACAUCCUGCGAGAACAAUCCAAAUAUGCAUCAUAUUCAUCAGUAUCUGUUCUGUGGGUUUUGUGUGGUUCCAUUCAGAAAAGAGAGCAGUAAAAUUGUUCAUCCCUCAAAGCAGUAGAGCCAUAGACGACUUGGAAAGUGCUGAGAAAUACUUUCGAGUCGAUUUUCGAGAGGAAAUCAUCCUUUUAGCGGCAUCACCUGGUCAUCCUAACGUUCUUUCUCCUAAAUGUCUGAGACAAGCCUUUCAAGCUCAUAAUGCAGUUAUGGGAAUUGAAUCUUAUUCUCACUUCUGCGUCACACUGUCUGGGAACAAAUCCAAGUCCUUAAACGAUUGUAUGAUGAUCAACCCACUGGAAUUUCUACAGUUCAAUGAAAGCAAAGUGAGCAGCGAUAACAUUGAACUGGUUCAACAGGAACUGAACAAGGCUUACAAUAACACAAGUUCACUUAUGCGGAAUGGACGCCCAUUCUGGUUAAACUUCGACCGAAUGUUUGGAGAUGCGAGUCGAAAUCAAGGAAGCAUAACAGGCGCCAAAGCAUUGCAAAUGAUUUAUCUCCUCCGUAAUCCCAAGGAUAACAAUGCAAAUGAAAAGGUUCUUCAAUGGGAAAAGACUUUCGUAGAUAAACUGGCCUCAUUGGUAGACGAACUGUCAUGCUUCAAAGUCCAUUAUUCAAGUGAAAGGAGCCUGGAUGAUGCCAUAGGUGAAAGCACUGGGUCUGAUAUCAGUCUAGUGUCAGUCACUUUUAGCCUCAUGAUUUCUUUUGCUUGCAUCAUGCUAGGAAAGUUCUUGAAUCCGCUGACUGGCCAUUCCCUACUUGCCAACGCAGGAGUGUUUGCAGUGGCCCUGGGUAUUUCAGCCGGACUUGGCCUUGGUAUGUGGUUCCGAGUUCCCUUCCUCAGUAUCGUGGGAAUAGUGCCUUUCCUAGUUCUUGGAAUCGGCAUAGAUGAUAUGUUUAUCAUGGUAGACGAGCUUGAUCGACAACCACGUGAGCUGUCGACAACUGAGAAAAUCAAAGCAGUUAUGAAACAUUCAGGAGCAACCGUCACCAUGACAACUAUGACAGACUUAGUUGCAUUUGCAGUUAGUACAUCUUCCUCAUUUCCAGCAAUCAGGUAUUUCUGCACCUACGCUGCUCUGACAGUGACAUUUUCCUUCCUGAUGGUUGUCACAUUCUUUGUUGCUAUUAUGACAUAUGACGUGAGACGAAUUAAAUCCGGACGCAGAGAUUGUAUCCCACUUCUCCUGGCGCCCCGACCAAAAGAGGGUAUGCCAGCCUGGGAAGAACCUCUUCCACAGACUUCUAAUCGAGUUAUGAAAUAUUGGGCCACAUUGUUGAUGCUUCCAGUCACAAAAGUUGUGGUCAUACUAUUGUCACUGACAUUGCUUGCUGCUGGAAUAUAUGGGGUCACCCAGGUGGAGGAGUCUUUUGAUAGGCGCAUACUGGCCAAAGAUGAUUCUUACUUGAGGCAAUUCUUGACAGCUCAAAACAAGUACUUUCGAGGUGGAAUAGAAGUGAAUCUUGUAGAGACUGGUAAGGUUGAUUACAAGCUAGACUCAACCCAGGAAAGCAUCAAACAGCUAACAAAUAUCUUGAUUGAAAAUGAAUAUUAUCAGAACCGAUCAUUAUCCUGGAUGGACACAUUUUCUCAGUAUGCCAAGAUGUCUAAGAAAAACAUUACUGGCUCAGGAUUUCUACGCGAACUAAAACAAUUCCUCCAAAUUCCCACCUUCUCUUAUUACAGGCAGGACCUGAGGUUUUCAGAGGACGGAAAAAAAAUAGACGCUUCUCGUGUCAUUGGUUUUAUGAAGAGUUCCAGCAGCUCCACUUUCCAUAAGAAUGCAAUGCUCACACUCCGUGAAGACAUUGAAAAGAAAACAAACCUGGAGGCCUCUCCAAUAGUUCGAUAUUUCAUAUUUUUUGAAAUGUACGCCAUGGUGACAAAGGAGACCAUACGAAACCUGAUUAUAUCAGCCUUAGCAGUGUUUAUUGUCACAAGCCCCUUUUUAGCAGACUGUACGGUGACGCUCCUAGUGGUGUUAAACUUUACGGCCCUGGUUUGCGAGUUGUUCGGUUUGAUGGUAAUCUGGGAUGUGCCUCUGAACUCUGUGUCCAUGAUAAACCUUGUUAUGGCUAUUGGCUUUGCGGUUGAUUACAGUGCACAUAUUGCCCAUGCCUACAUAACAUCAAACAAGGCAACUGCUAAUGAACGAGUAGUGGAUGCUCUGACUACACUGGGUGCAAGUGUUUUUAUGGGAGGAUUCAGUACCUUCCUUGGUAUGGUUGUGCUUGCUUUUGCUGCUUCAGAGAUUUUCCGCAUAUUCUUUCGAAUGUUUUUUGGCAUCGUUGUGCUUGGCCUUUUUCACGGCUUGUGUAUCCUGCCUGUUUACAUGUCCUUCCUCUACUGGAGACCUGCUGUUAUCACAACUCUCUCGGUGAGGGACACUUCUGGUGAACAUGGAGAAGGAAAAGCAUUAGAAAAUUCCACCAAUGACUUUCAGGAUGAUAAACCAGCCAGCCAAAAGAAAGAAAACGUUGCUGUUGAGAUAGGAAUUAAAAAUUUGGAGAUUGAAGAAGACAGAGACGAGGUUGAGAUGAAUGCAAAAGAAGAUAGCGCUGAGAAGACUGAGAACUCAAGCAACUACAACCCAGCCAACCAGCAGACAGGAAGAGACCCUGUUGUUGGAGGAAUGCAGAACAAGGAAAGUGAAGCUGUCAGAGGCACGUUUGCCAUGAAUUUAACAGGAGAGGUUUGA
Pocillopora verrucosa is the source of this 2913-nucleotide messenger RNA. RefSeq names its product patched domain-containing protein 3-like. NCBI's taxonomy places the organism in Eukaryota, Metazoa, Cnidaria, Anthozoa, Scleractinia, Pocilloporidae. The record is from RefSeq and is a predicted model, not a curated record. Gene Ontology annotation, cellular component: membrane.